UACAAAUGUUGCUAAUAUUUUAUAUAAAUUUAAUCAAAUUUAAAAAAGUUUAACUGAUACGGAUACCAUAGUACCUCUUUUUUUGAGACGACAGAGUAUAAACUUAUUACCAUGACUCUCACGUUUAGACUCCAAGACAAGAAUGAUGAUGCCGAGCAUCCUUCCAUACUGCUUACUGUUGCGCGUGCCGAUUGUUGACGUGUCAUAUGUCCCCACCCGAUUUCCCUAUUUCUGUCACUCACCAUUUUGCUCUCUUUUAGCUCGGAAACACGAGUCACACCACAGCUGUGACGGGCAUCCCCUGUAUACAAGUCUUCCAUUACACUGGCCUACGGCAGGAGAGGAAAUCCAAGCUACAAACUUGCCGCCGCCGACAUGAGACUUCAGGUGUUACUCGUCACACUGGGUGUUCUAGCCGUCCUGGCAGCUCUGCCACUCAGCAAAGGCGAGGAGGAAGGAGGAGCAGCGCGCGCCAAGGGCUCAUGGCCGUGCUGCGACAAGUGCGGCUUCUGCUACAGGUCGUUCCCGCCACGGUGCCAGUGCCUAGACUUCUCGCAGCGCGGGUGCCAUCCGGCGUGCAGGAGCUGCCUCAAGUUCACCACCGGCGGCAUCGACGAACCACCCAUCUUCCGGUGCGCGGACAUCCUCGUCAACUUCUGCGAUCGAAGCUGCACGCCGCCUGAAGCUCUCUGAAGGCCGGCAAGUGUCGAUGCUUUGCUUGCUCAUCGUUUCGUAAUUUUUUCAGGAAUAAAGAGCUCUGCUAUGCUCAAAGCUCUGUGAUCAGAUAUGUGCUGAAAUAAUGAAAAUAUAUUUUGGCUAGGCCAGGAGCCAAGGAUA
Sorghum bicolor (sorghum) is the source of this 837-nucleotide messenger RNA. RefSeq names its product Bowman-Birk type trypsin inhibitor. The record is from RefSeq and is a predicted model, not a curated record. The transcript is spliced from 2 exons. Lineage: Eukaryota; Viridiplantae; Streptophyta; Magnoliopsida; Poales; Poaceae. Gene Ontology annotation, cellular component: extracellular region. Bases 376 to 693 code for a protein of 105 amino acids. Gene Ontology annotation, molecular function: serine-type endopeptidase inhibitor activity.